This is a messenger RNA of Penicillium verrucosum, 243 nucleotides long. RefSeq lists its product as uncharacterized. The record is from RefSeq and is a predicted model, not a curated record. The coding region runs from base 1 to 243 and encodes 80 amino acids. NCBI's taxonomy places the organism in Eukaryota, Fungi, Ascomycota, Eurotiomycetes, Eurotiales, Aspergillaceae. The transcript is spliced from 3 exons.
AUGCCUAAGAGACGUCCCCAGCCAUCGACCCCACCAGAUCUUCCAACCCCACCAACUGGCGCGGAAAAGAGAGAAUACUACACCGCUGGUGCCGCAGUCUGGUACUGUCGUGAGGGUAAGACUGAAUGGCGCGAAGGCACAAUUGAUUCAAGUACAUCAAGCACCAUAUUGCAAACGGUGAAAGAUGAUGAGACCAAUGAUCUGUGGGAUGUCCCAGUUGAGCGCAUUCGCUUGAGAUUUUGA